Coniophora puteana RWD-64-598 SS2 is the source of this 905-nucleotide messenger RNA. RefSeq lists its product as uncharacterized. NCBI's taxonomy places the organism in Eukaryota, Fungi, Basidiomycota, Agaricomycetes, Boletales, Coniophoraceae. The coding region runs from base 25 to 843 and encodes 272 amino acids. The transcript is spliced from 3 exons. The record is from RefSeq and is a predicted model, not a curated record.
CCCUUUCCCCUCAGUGAUCACAGCAUGUCCACCUUCAGCCUCCGUCCCGUCGUCGACCACCCCCCCUCCCCAUCCUCCUCGUCCUCCACAGACCGUAGCCCACCACACAAGCACAGCGCAUCGCCACACGUAUCCAGCGCCCUUCACGGUCAGCCACGGCGACCAAUAUCACCCGGCUUCCUCAGAGACGUCAAUCUCGAACAGGAUGCAAACGACCUUCCGAGAAAAUACCCUGCACCACCUACCGGCCAUGACCUCAUGGCCAUGUUCCCCCCUCAGGCGCCCGCGAACUUCGGAGCCAUUCAGCCUGGGGCGACGAGCCAUUGGUUCCAACGGCAAGAGCGCGCCUUUUUUGCCCAGGCUGGCAAAGAGAUUGUCCGCGUCCGUGUCGAGAUAGACAUGCCGCCGCAGUCUUCGGAAGAGGCCCACGCCUCAUCUAGCAAGCCUCGGGACUCCGUCGGCCCCAGGACGUGGCCUGCGCUUCCACCUCACCCCCACCACUCGCCAUCUCAACCAUCCGCAUCUCACCCCUAUGCACACUCAAAGUCGUCUAGGCAAGCCCGCGCUAUGCCUCCCAUGCCUACUCAGACACCAACCAUGCAUCCCGUUCCCGCUCAUCCAUCUCAACCGCCUCCACACCAUACUCCCGGUUCCUACCAUGCCAACGUCACUUUACGUACAGCGCCCACCGAAGUCCACCAAAGUUCAGGCGCCGCACCAAUGGAAUACACGGCAGGGGAUGACUACCGGGAGAGCUCGGAUGACGCUUGGCGACGGCCCACACCAUACACCGACCGCAGGCGAGCGGGAAAACACACUAAGCGUGUCAUUGUUCGCAACUGAUGUCAGGAGGCAUAUCAUGUCGUGCUCGGAUCAAGCGUACGUUUAUAAUAUAUAUCACUCGC